AUGCUCACAUGGCACCUAUUUGGCGGUCUCUGGAUCGAUGCCGUGGAGAAAGAAGGCAGCUUGAGGGCUGAGCUCUGGCACUACUACGCCGAGUUCAAGAACUUCAGCUUCAUUUUCAAUUGUGGUGGUGAGCCGUGGUUCAGCUACAACGUCCACACGUGGUCCAUUCCCGUGGAGUUUAAGGGAUCAAUCGUCAUCUUCACCGCCCUCCUAGCCUUUGCUCGCUGCACUAGGAACGCGAGAUUGUGGUGUCAGGUUGGCCUGAUCAGCUAUUUCAUGUACAUAUGCGACGGAUGGUAUUGCGCCAUGUUCUGCUCGGGCAUGCUACUCUGCGACCUCGAUCUGCUGGCGGCCGAGGGCAACCUACCGCAGGCUCUGGCUAGUCUGGAGAAGUACAAGGAGUUCAUCUUCUACCACAUGUUCGCAAUUGCCGUCUACUUUGGGGGCAUUCCCUCCAUGGACCAGGACGUCGAGACGCUCAAGAAGAACCGUGGCUGGUACUACCUGUCCUACCUCAAACCACAGGCCGUCUUCGACUACAAGUGGUUCUUCCUCUUCUGGGCGGCCACCUUCACCGUAGUGGCGUCCUCGCGGAUCUGGUGGCUCAAGAGGUUCUUUGAGACGCGGUUCUGCCAAUACAUGGGCCGCGUGUCCUACGCCUUCUACCUUGUGCACGGGCCGGUGCUGUGGAUCGCGGGCGACAGGCUGUACACGGCGGUGGGAUGGGGCAAGGAGAACAGCGUCAACCACCUGCCGUGGUGGGCCAACUCGCUCGUCCUGCCGAAGACGAAGCCGAUGGGCAUGGAGCUCUCGUUCAUGCUGCCGCACAUCAUACUGCUUCCGAUGACGCUGUGGACGGCGGAGCUCGUCACGCGGUUCGUGGACGAGCCGGCGGUGCGAUUCGCGCAGUGGUGCUACAAGAAGGUGCUGAACCCGCAGGCCGCGGCGCCGGGGCCGAGCUUGAAGGCCUAA
This is a messenger RNA of Phaeoacremonium minimum UCRPA7, 972 nucleotides long. RefSeq names its product putative acyltransferase protein. The record is from RefSeq and is a predicted model, not a curated record. Gene Ontology annotation, biological process: polysaccharide biosynthetic process. Gene Ontology annotation, molecular function: acyltransferase activity, transferring groups other than amino-acyl groups. Bases 1 to 972 code for a protein of 323 amino acids. Gene Ontology annotation, cellular component: membrane. The transcript has a single exon. Lineage: Eukaryota; Fungi; Ascomycota; Sordariomycetes; Togniniales; Togniniaceae.